This is a messenger RNA of Lolium rigidum, 1513 nucleotides long. RefSeq names its product calcium/calmodulin-regulated receptor-like kinase 2. The transcript is spliced from 7 exons. Gene Ontology annotation, molecular function: ATP binding; protein kinase activity. Lineage: Eukaryota; Viridiplantae; Streptophyta; Magnoliopsida; Poales; Poaceae. The record is from RefSeq and is a predicted model, not a curated record. The coding region runs from base 16 to 1299 and encodes 427 amino acids. Gene Ontology annotation, biological process: protein phosphorylation.
AGAAGGCGCCGGAGAAUGGUCGAUAGGACGAAGCUCGCGGCCGUCGUGGCCGCCGCCGCCGUGGCCGCCGCGGCGCUCGCGGCGGCGCUCGUGUUCCUGGCCAUCUGGCUGCGGCGGAAGCGGGCCAGCGUCGCCGCCGGCCGGACGCGGUCGCUCGAGUCCUCCACGGCCACGCUGCGGGCCGGCAACGGCAACGGCUCCGUCGACUCCAGCGUGUCCGUCUCGGUGUCCGAGAGCGGCGGCGACUGGGCCCACAACCCGCUGCCGCCGGGGAAGCGCGUCGCGUUCUGGGGAUGGCGCGGCGGCGACCACCACCCGCCCCUCUCCGUCUCCGGGAUCCCCAAAUACCACUACAAGGAUCUGCAGAAGGCGACCAACAACUUCACCAUGAUCCUCGGGCAAGGGUCGUUCGGUCCGGUGUACAAGGCCGUGAUGGCCACCGGAGAAGUAGUAGCUGUGAAGGCCCUCGCCAGCGAUUCUUCCCAAGGGGAAAGAGAGUUCCAGACAGAGGUAAUUUUGCUUAGCAGGCUGCAUCACAGGAAUCUUGUUAAUUUGGUUGGGUAUUGCGUGGAGAAACGCCAGCACAUUCUGAUUUACGAGUUCAUGAGCAACGGGAAUCUGGCGAGCCUUCUCUAUGGUGAUAAUAAACGGAGUUUGACCUGGCAAGAAAGGCUACAGAUAGCUCACGAUGUCUCUCAUGGGAUUGAGUACCUACAUGAAGGGGCUGUCCCGCCCGUCAUUCACCGAGACCUAAAGUCCGCUAAUAUACUCCUGGACCAUUCAAUGAGGGCCAAGGUUGCAGACUUUGGUCUAUCAAAAGAGGAAGUAUUUGAUGGAAGCAAGUCAGGCCUCAAGGGCACCUAUGGAUACAUGGAUCCUGACUACAUCACCACCAACAAGUUCACAAAGAAGAGCGACGUGUACAGUUUCGGCAUAAUACUUUUUGAACUCAUAACAGCCAUAAAUCCACAACAAGGCCUUAUGGAAUACAUUGACCUAGCAGCGAUUGGAGGGGAAGGAAAGGUUGACUGGGACGAGAUACUCGACAAGAACCUCCUUGAUGGCAGCAUUGCGGAGGAGGUAAGGGUCCUCGCAGACGUCGCCUACCGGUGCAUCAACAGGAGCCCGAAGAAGCGGCCCUGGAUAUCAGAGGUUAGCCAGGCGAUAUCAAGGCUAAGGCAGCGCCAGAUGACUUUGCAGAGGAGUGAGACUCGGACAGUGCUGAGGAGGAUAGAGCACCAGCAUGUGGAGCUCAGCGAUCUUGCCGGCAUGAGAGAUAUCACGCCAGUAGGAGCCUGAACUUCCUCAUUGUUAACUGAUGAAAGCAUCAGUUGAUUUUGGCCUUUAGGGGUGUCUAACUUGGGUUGGAAUUAGUGUAAAUAAUCAAGUACUGGUAGAGUUUGGUGGUAGGAUCAUGGAUCCAACAUAGGUAGAUUGUGGUAAAUUGGUAACAUGAACACUGCGGCUGUAAGAAAUUGAAAAUCCAUGACCAUUUUUUUUGUUGCCACGUGAA